UUGCAGGAGGUGGAUCGGCACCACCUAACGAACUGGAGCACUCUAAUGAAAAGGGUGAUACCUCUAAACCAGAAGGACCAACUGAGGCCAAGUCUAAUGUUUCUACUCCAAAAUCCAUCUCAGUUUCACUUCCCCCUCCAGAAAUACCAUCUCCAACCACACAUCCGCUCCCGUCUGCGUCACCCCCUGUUUCCAAGCAAUCAGAUUCACCAGAAUCCACCAAAGGCUUCCGUCCACGCCAAGACUCUGUUGCGUCAGCAUCAUCUAUAUACAGUCCCUCGGUUUAUACCACUACUUCGAAUUUAGGCGGCCCAGAUAAAGAUGUCCAUGGUCCAGCAGCACGCUUUUAUGUUGGACGUAGCUCAUGGGAGGAAAGGGCGUGGUUGGAGCUG
This is a messenger RNA of Acaulospora colombiana, 392 nucleotides long. The record is from the annotation of a GenBank genome assembly. Lineage: Eukaryota; Fungi; Glomeromycota; Glomeromycetes; Diversisporales; Acaulosporaceae.